Molecule: messenger RNA, 2279 nt
Organism: Hirundo rustica (Barn swallow)
Lineage: Eukaryota; Metazoa; Chordata; Aves; Passeriformes; Hirundinidae
Gene: CCDC158
Product: coiled-coil domain containing 158
Source: RefSeq, a predicted model, not a curated record
AUGGCGGGGAAGGGACGCGACCUGUCCCGCCUGAGGGGAGGCGGCUCCUGGCGGCGCCUCGGACCUCCGUCUGAUUGGCAGAGCAGGGUGCUGGAAAUGCAGUUGGAGAGAGAUGUGCUUCAGGAUAGCAGACAAAAGGAAUCGCAGAGCCAACAGAAUUUACAAAUACAGUUUAAAAAUAUUACUGGAGAGCUGGAAGCUGCCAGUCAGCAGCAGGACGAGGCGCUGAGGGAGGCUGGCAGCUAAAAUGAGCAUCUCACAAAGGUGGUCCACAGCCUCGAGGAAUUACUUCUGGAAUUACAUGGCAUCCUAAUGGACUGCACAGACAGCACAGGCAGGAGGCUUUGUGAGCAUGGGGACAUUACCAGCCUGCUCACCCACAGCCUGGGCACAGCAUUUUGUGGUGUCCAGAGGGAUUUGGACUCACAGGUGUCCCAUCUCAAAGGAAAGCUGGUCCUGCUGGAGGAAGAGCUGCAGUCACUGAAAAAAGAUUCACAGACCCAAAGAGAACUUCUGCUUCAGCAACAUCAAAUGAGGUACCACUUCUCUGGGGUGGGGAUUGAGCAGCUAAGAAAUGAGCAUGAGCACGAGGUGGCAGCACCCUCAAAGCUGACAGUGCCUGCGGCUUUUUGUCAGCUCUAUUCCCAGUUAGGAGAAGUGAAGAGGAUCUGUGAAAACAAGGUCAAGGAUCUUGAGAAGCAGUUACACCUAGCUCAUUCUGAGAAAACAGAAGCUCAGACAGACCAGGCACAACAUGGUGGCCAAGAAUCUCGAAAUCUGAAUGACCAGAUUCAUCAAUUGUUGCUGGGUGCAAAGGAUGAGAAAGAAGACAGAAUAUGUGAAAUGGAGGCCAGGCUGAGCGAGCUGGAGCUGGAAAAGGUUCAGCUGGUUAGCACAUGCACCGAGAGGCUCUAGGCACUGCAUGAUGCAAAACUGGAAAAAGAUGAGCUCCUGCAGGAACUCCGGGCUGGGCAGAGGGAGCUAGCUGGCCUUGCAGAGGCAUUUUAAGAUUUGAAGAGGAAUUAUCAAGGUGAAAUAAAUACUGCAAACAGACUAAAAAUGCAGUUGAAGUCAGCCCAAGCUGGUCUGAAACAGGCCAGAACUGCUGGAAAGACUAUGGAAGGAUUUGAUGACAAUGCUCUGGAAGCUGCAGCAAGAAUGCAGAAGCAGAUUACAGCCAAGAGAGGACAGGCAGAUGCACUACAGAGCACGGUUAAAUUCUUGGAAGAGGCAAUGGCAAACACAGCUAAGGAGAAGCAUUACCUCAGAGAAGAAAAUAGUAAACUAAGUCAAAAAUUGAGCUGUGUGAGAACAGAAAAUAUCAGGCUUGCUGGGGACGUGGAGAUCCUGAGAUCACAAGACAAAUGGCUGAAAGAAAAACUGUCAAAGAUGGAGACAGCCCUUGAUAAGGCAUCCCUGCAGUUUGCAGAGUGCCAGGAGCAGGAAGCGAUGCGCUGCAGGCUGCAGCGCACCUUGGAUGUGAGAGAGCUGCAGGGCCCAGGCUACUCCUCAGCUUCUGCUUCAGGGAAGCUGCAGGAUGUUGUGCCUCUGCCCCACCUGCACUCUGCUGUCCGGCCACAUGCCCUGCACCUGCCCAGCUCUGCCCCUCAGGCUGGACAUUUUGAAGAACCAUUGCAGGAUCUAAAGAGGACUCUUAUGAAAUUAACAAGCCCAGACAGUGACAUUCCCUCCAUGGAUCUCAGCAGCCAUGGCAGGAGAAAAUCCCCUUUAACAACCAUGAGGAAUGCAGUGGUUCCUUCCCACUCACAUCCUGCAGAUCUUCAGUCCCAGGAUGUUUCCCUGCUCCUUACCUCCCAUGGAAACGCAUCCAUCUGCUCGACAGCACCUCAGUGCACAUCUGUCCCCAAGCUAUUCCCUCGGGAGGGCAGAUCCAGAGCAAGAUCUCCAGUACAUUUGCUCUUAACUACUCCACCUAAUGAGCUUGCAGCUGGCCCUGCUGCCUCACCUGAGCACAUCCCAGCCCCAGGGAAGGCUGGCUACAAAAAAAUGAACUCUUCUCAGCUGAUGGAAACUAGUGAGCCCACACCAAAGAAGCCACAGAACAAGAUGGAAAGCCUCCAAAACCUGGUGGAAUCAUUACAGAUGAAAAAAAAACAAGCCACGUCUCCAAUGAUCAGAGCUCAGGAGGUGAAGACAAAGAAAUCCAAGGAAAAGGAGAGACAGCUGUUCAAGUGAAGGCACUCUAUAUGCAUUAGUGAUCGCUUUCAUGUGCGUACGUUGUGUUUAAAAUAAGUUAUGUUUUUAAAGAUUAAUAAUAA